Rhodamnia argentea is the source of this 1960-nucleotide messenger RNA. RefSeq names its product ACT domain-containing protein ACR6-like. The transcript has 7 exons. The record is from RefSeq and is a predicted model, not a curated record. Bases 276 to 1607 code for a protein of 443 amino acids. Lineage: Eukaryota; Viridiplantae; Streptophyta; Magnoliopsida; Myrtales; Myrtaceae.
GGCACUACUCGAGUCUCUCCGUCUCCGUCUGUCUCCCUCUGCGGGGGUUAUUCCUUGGAUGCUGGAGAAGGCAUCGUUGCCAGAACCAGAGCACCCCAACGCUCUCUCCUAUUAUUCUCUCUACCUAGAACGCCACGCUCUUCCCCGUGAAUAUAUUCUCCUUCCCCUUCCCCCCCUGCGUUCCCUCCUCUGUUCUGUUCACUCCAUUCUCCACUUAGCUUGCUCUCAGGCCGCUUCCUCCGGCAGAAACAAGCGGGGAACCGCAUACUCCAGAUAUGGACGAUGAGUAUGCUAAGCUCAUCAGAAGAAUGAACCCACCCAGAGUUGUUAUUGACAACAAGUCUUGCGAGGAUGCCACUGUAAUACAGGUUGACAGUGUCAACAAACACGGAAUUCUCCUAGAAGUCGUCCAAGUGCUCAUAGAUAUGAAUCUUACAAUUACUAAAGCUUAUAUAUCAUCUGAUGGAGGAUGGUUCAUGGAUGUUUUUAACGUGAUUGAUUGUGACGGGAAGAAAAUCAAGGAGAAGGAAGUCAUCGAGUACAUUAAGACGAGACUUGAAAGCAACGCAAGCUUUUCCCUCUCAUUCAGAGAGUGCGUAGGGUUUAUGCCCUCUAAUGAGCACACCUCAAUCGAACUCUCUGGUACCGACCGGCCUGGUCUGUUGUCUGAAGUGUGUGCUGUUCUUGCAGACCUUCACUGCAAUGUAGUAAAUGCUGAGAUAUGGACACACAAUUCUAGGGCUGCAGCUGUUGUUCAUGUCACUGAUGAUUCCACCGGGUGUGCUAUCAAAGAUCCAAAUCGUCUCGCUACAAUAAGGGACCUUCUUUGUAAUGUUCUUAGAGGGAAUGGUGCUGUUAACACAGCCAAGAUGACACUUUCACCGCCUGGGGUGACUAACAGGGAGAGGAGGUUACAUCAGAUUAUGUUUGCGGAUAGAGACUAUGAAAGGGUUGAUAAAGAAGAGAUUGGGAGGAUGCAUGAUAAGAGCACGAGACCCUUUGUAACAGUGAUGGAUUGUUACGAGAAAGAUUAUACCAUUGUGACCAUGAGGUCUAAAGAUCGACCAAAGCUACUGUUUGAUAUUGUUUGCACAUUGACAGACAUGCAGUAUGUAGUCUUUCAUGGAAUGGUCAACACCGGGAGGAAAGAAGCUUAUCAGGAAUUCUACAUCCGACAUGUCGAUGGGCUGCCCAUAGGCUCAGAAGCUGAACGGGAAAGGAUCACACAAGGUCUUGAAGCAGCUAUUGAAAGGCGGGCAUAUGAGGGUUUGGAACUGGAAUUGUGUGCCGAGGACCGGGUUGGACUCCUCUCGGACAUCACUAGGGUGUUCCGGGAGAAUGGUUUGUGCAUAAAAAGAGCUGAGAUUUCAACUAAAGACGGGAAAGCCAAAGACACGUUUUAUGUAUCUGAUGUCACGGGUAGCCCUGUGGACCUCAGGAUCAUUGAUUCGAUCCGUCGUCAAAUUGGACCGUCCGUGUUGCAGGUGAAGCACAAUCCGCUUCUCUCGCCUAAACAACCUCAGGGAACUACUGCCGGUUUCCUCUUUGGCAACUUCUUCAGAACAAGGAACUUCCAGAACUUCAAGUUGGUUAGAUCGGCCUCGUGAAUGGCUCACCACGUGAUCCCACAAGUAGACACUGUACAGAAGACCUGAGUAUUUCAACCCCUCAAAACAUACGUGAAAUCAUGAAUACUGUGAAUACUAAAUAGGUGUACGUCUGGACCAAUUGAUGAUGGGGGUAUAGCUCUCCGCAAUUCGACUGUGUACAUAGGAAGAUUCCAAUGACCACCAUCUGCACUGUUGUGGUGGUUUCUUUUGUAAAUCUUUACUUCCUGUAAGUAAGAUAGUGUACAGGCUGAUGUUGUACAUCUGCUGUGUACAAAGCUGUGAAAAGUAUCGUUAGAUCAAUGAGAUAGUCUGUGAAUAUUGUGUAUAAACCCCCAUACUCUCUGCUUUCA